Messenger RNA from Oncorhynchus kisutch (coho salmon), 2739 nucleotides. Its product is annotated as CD81 antigen. Gene Ontology annotation, cellular component: plasma membrane. The transcript is spliced from 8 exons. Bases 198 to 917 code for a protein of 239 amino acids. NCBI's taxonomy places the organism in Eukaryota, Metazoa, Chordata, Actinopteri, Salmoniformes, Salmonidae. The record is from RefSeq and is a predicted model, not a curated record.
AUUAGUAGAAGGAGGAGUUUUUCGAGUAGAAGGAGGACAGACCUCGAGUUCCUCUGUCACAGAUGUUAAGUUGCUAUAAAGGAGGAGAAUCUCUUAACGGUCCUUCUUCUUAGAAUCUUGGACAUAAUCUUGGUAUCACGCGUGCACCUUAAUAAUUAAUUUAUCUUUUUAAGAACGGACCUGAACACUCGAGCAUCAUGCCAGUAGUGGGCUGCACAUUGUGCAUUAAAUUCAUGCUAUUUUUCUUUAAUUUUGUUUUCUGGUUGGCUGGAGGUGUGAUAUUGGGAGUGGCUCUAUGGCUUCGUCAUGACAACCAGACCAGCAGUCUUCUCAUGCAGCAGUUUGAAGAUCAGCAGGCUCCCAGCACCUUCUAUAUCAGUGUGUACAUCCUGAUAGCUGUGGGAGCUGUGAUGAUGUUUGUAGGGUUUCUCGGUUGCUACGGUGCCAUCCAGGAAUCUCAGUGUCUUCUUGGAACGUUCUUUUUCAUGUUGGUGUGCCUGUUCGUCUGUGAGGUGGCUGCUGGGAUCUGGGGAUUCAGUAACCGAGACACAAUCUCCAAGGAGAUGAUAACCUUCUAUGACGAGGCGUACAUCAAGUCCGUGGAAGUCGUAGACUCUCCCAGCAAAACAGCUGCUAUCAAAGUCCUGGAGGUGUUCCACGAGACCCUGGACUGCUGUGGUAAAGGAGACGACUCCCCCUUAUUCGCACAAGUAACCGGAGCCCUGUGUCCCAAGAAGAGCCUGGAAGAUGCCCUGCUGAAACCUUCGAGCUGUCAUCUGAAACUGAAGGAUCUGUUCUCUGAGAAGCUCUACCUGAUUGGUCUAGUUGCCCUGGCGGUCGCUGUCAUCAUGAUCUUUGAGAUGAUCUUCACCAUGGUUCUCUGCUGUGGGAUUCGCAACGCCGCCCCAGUGUACUAGAACCUCGGAACCCUACUAGAACCACGGAACCCUACUAGAACCAAGGAACCAUAGAACCGGAGAACCACGGUGGAGGGGCUCAAAUGUACACAAAUCCUCUACAGAUCGAAGUCAUCGAAGGGGAUUGAAAAUGUUACGUGUUGUAGUUCCUGGUUACUUCUUUUUAUAUUGCAGAAGUAUGUACAUUUCUAUCAGUAUUAUAAAUAGAGACUAGAUUUUAUUACAGUAUUUUCUAUGUUUUAACAAUACUCCUAAUAAGCAUUUCACUACACCCGUAAUAACAUCUGCUAAAUAUGGGUAUGCGACCAAUAAAAAUUGAUUUGACUGUUUGAGUCUGUCGAUGACCAACAGACAUUCAGCAUCUCUCUAAUGCUAAACUUUUGACUAUUUUCUUGUUAUCUUUGAGCUUUUUGUAUGUUUUCCGUGAAGUGCUUUUCCAAGGUUUUGUAUGUUUUCCAGAAGUGCUUCUCCAAGGUUGUAUGGUGUAUAAACUGUACACAAUCAUUGUGUGAGUCCAAAAUGACACCCUGUUCCCUUAUGGUGCACUACUUUUCACCUCAAGGUCCAUGGGGCGUCAGUAAACCAUUGUGCACUACAUUGGGAAUUGCCAUUUGGGAGUAACUCACAGAUAGCUUGACAAACAGGGCUUUAGUUAGAACAGUGCUCACUGGUACAGAGUACCAACAUCUCACAUUUCCUACAGCUUGAGUACAGUACUGGCAACGUCUUAUAGAAUAUUAACUCUAAUAUACAGAACACACCUACUCAUUCAAGGGUUUUUCUUUAUUUUACUAUUUUCUACAUUCAAAUCCCCGAGCUGACGAGGUAAAAAUAUGUCGUUCUGCCCCUGAAUAAGGCAGUUUAACCCACUGUUCCCCGGUAGGCCGUAAUUGAAAAUAAGAAUUUGUUCUUAACUGACUUGCCUAGUUAAAUAAAGGUUAAAAUAAAUUUAAAAAAUACAAGUGAAGACAUAAAAACUAUGAAAUAACACAUAAUAACACAGCUGGUUGAGAGAAUGCCAAGAGUGUGUAAAGCUGUCAUCAAGGCAUUUGGUGGCUACUUUGAAGAAUCUCAAAUAUAAAAUAUGUUUCGAUUUGUUUAACACUUUUUUUGGUUACUUCAUGAUUCCAUAUCUGUUAUUUCAUAGUUGUGAUGUCUUCAUUAUUAUUCUACAAUGUAGAAAAAUAGUUACAGUGAAGAAAAACCUUGGAAUAAGUUGGUGUUUCCAAACUUUUGACGGGUACAGUAUAUAUAUAUAUAUAUACACCGGACAGAACCUUUGCUUAUUCAACUUCAAGCACUGCCUGCCUACCAACCACUAAUAAAAUAGCACCCUAUUCCCUAUAUAGUGCACUACUUUAGACCAAAGCUCGCACCCUAUUCCCUAUAUAGUGCACUACUUUAGACCAGAGCUCGCACCCUAUUCCCUAUAUAGUGCACUACUUUAGACCAGAGCUCGCACCCUAUUCCCUAUAUAGUGCACUACUUUAGACCAGAGCUCGCACCCUAUUCCCUAUAUAGUGCACUACUUUAGACCAGGGCUCGCACCCUAUUCCCUAUAUAGUGCACUACUUUAGACCAGGGCUCGCACCCUAUUCCCUAUAUAGUGCACUUCUUUUGACCAUAGUUAUAUGGGGCCCUGGUCUAAAGUAGUGCACUAUAUAGGGAAUAGGGUGCCAGGCCGUCCUUCCCUCCUCCAAGAUAAUGGCGCUAACAGGAAUGGCCAUGCAUAGUAAAGCUAUAAGGAUCUAAUUCAUAAUGAACCACAACUAAAUUAUGCAAAUUUAUACUUCUAUUAAAAACCUUUUUGUCUGUUUCUCUA